AUGGCUGGGACAUCGCUCUGGGACUAUAUCUUCAUCCGUGUGUGUAUCACCGUCCUGCAUUUCAUCGCACCACUCAGCAUCGUCUAUUCCUUGGCCAACAUCUUCUUCACUCUACCGUAUCAAAUCCCGCUAGUACUCCAGAUAUGGCUUGCGCUUGAGGCUCUGUUCUAUCUGGCAGUCUACCUACCUCUCAAUCAGCAUCUGCAGAAGGCUGCAGAUCACCCCACUCUUCCUUGCCGUGCCGAUCGCCGGAAGCUGUUCCACCAAUGCCACAACAAUAUCCCAAACCUCUCGUUGUAUUUGAGAAAAUGGUUUAGAGAUGCACCUGAGUCUGAGAUUAAACGCGAAAAUGUUAGAGAAUUCAUUCUCUGGGCUUUUUUAAAUACGGAUGACUUUGAUCCGAAUUAUGAAGAGGAGUUGGAGGAAUACACGCAGGAGAUUGAGAAGCUCUUGGGAAGAACCCUCGAGCCUGGACGAGGCAAUGCCAAAUGCUUGCGAUUAACUCUCGAUCGGGUGGAAAUGUUGCAUCGAAGUCUGUGGUGGUAUCUUUGCAUUUUUGUUGUUGACACAAUAGCAUUUGUUUCCAUGAGAUACCACUCCUUCAACUUUCACCGAACAUCACUACCCAAGUUCUUCACCACGUUUCCACUUCGGCCUCUUACUCUGUUCGCGACCUACGUGUCACAUGCGAAUGGCCUAACGUACUGGCAUCGUCCACACACGUCCAAGACCAAGCUUCCUAUCCUCUUCAUCCACGGGAUUGGUGUGGGCCUUUACCCGUACGUGAACUUUCUAGCCGAUUUAAAAUCCCAAGACAACAAGGAUCCAUCAGAUGGACAGGUUGGGAUUAUUGCUUUGGAGAUAAUGUCGAUAAGCUCUCGAAUUACACGUGAGGCUAUGCUGAAGGGUGAGAUGUGUGAUGAGAUUCGCCGCAUUCUGAGUGCCCACGGCUGGGAGAAGUGUGUGCUGGUAUCACAUUCAUAUGGCAGCGUCGUUGCUGCCCAACUUCUUCGCAAUCCCAAGACGUCCCAGAGCAUUGGCCCAGUCCUGUUCAUUGACCCUGUUUCGUUUCUAUUGCAUCUGCCAGAUGUGGCCUACAACUUUAUAUGCAGAGAGCCAAGUAUACCCCACGAGCAUCUACUCUCUUACUUUGGGUCUAAAGACAUAGGCAUAGCCCACACUCUCUUCCGCCGUUUCUUCUGGGCAGACAACCUACUAUGGAAGGAGGAUAUCCAAGAUCGGCCCGCAGCUGUGGUACUGGCCGGUAGAGAUAGCGUGAUCGACACAAGAGCAAUCCGAGCGUAUCUACAGGGUUCUGAAAGUUGGGCGUUGGAGGAGGCGGACGUGAGCGAUCUUUCGAGAAAUAGCGGUCAGAUGGAUGUUGUCUGGUUUGAGGACUUUGAUCACGGGCAAGUCUUUGACCACAAGAAAACAAGAAACAGUGUGGUCGAGAUUGUUCGAAUGUUUUGCCAAGGCGGAUAG
This is a messenger RNA of Fusarium sp. VM40, 1482 nucleotides long. Lineage: Eukaryota; Fungi; Ascomycota; Sordariomycetes; Hypocreales; Nectriaceae. The record is from the annotation of a GenBank genome assembly.